UUUAGCAAUUUUCUUAUGGCAACACUUUGCAGAUGGAAAAGUUUAUUUUCACGCACUGACUGACAAGACGAGGUCAGCUCGGAUCGCUCGACAGCAUCGUUUUGGCGUCCAUAAAAUUUUAAUCAAUAUCUUUAUUUCGGUGUUAUUUUUGAUAAACAAUGGUGCGUGGAGUAGGUCGGGCCGGUCGUGGCAUACCCGGACGUGGUGGAAUGGGGCGUCCGCCCUUCAACAGACCACGAGUGAUGAUGUUGAGGCCCCCAUUUGACCUAGUGUUGGCAGAACCGGCUUUUCCCAGAUGUAAACCUGCACCCGAUGAUUCAGCCCUAACACAAGCUUUACUAAAACGCCACGCCGAGCUCUGUCCGUCUCCUGCCGAGCAAUCAGCCGUGCUCAGCCUCGUCACAAAGCUGCAGACUGUUUUGGACAACCUAGUUGUAGCGCCGGGAGACUUUGCUGCUUGUCAACUGGAGGAGGUGAGACAAGUGGGCUCGUACAAAAAGGGCACUAUGAUGGCGGGCAAGAACGUAGCAGAUAUUGUGGUCAUAAUGAAGACGCUACCAACCAAGGAGGCAGUUGAAGGAUUGUCCAAUAAAGUGAACGAAGAGCUGAACAAGUUGAUGCGCGCGGAGGGCGGGAGCGCGGGCGCGGGCGCGGCGACGUGCGCGAGCGACGAGCGCGGGUUCGCGGCGAGCGCGGGCGGCGCGCGCGCGCGCGUGCUCGUCACCACGCUGCACCAGAACCUCAGGAAACUGGAGCCCGACGUACAUCUAGACUACAAGGUCAUAAGUAGUCAUUUAGCUGCGAUCCGUCACAGCAGAUGGUUCGAGGAGAAUGCUCAUCACUCCUCUAUCAAGGUUUUGAUCCGGCUGCUGCGGGACAUGUGUGCCCGGCACACGGGCCUGGCCCCCCUCACCCCCUGGAUGGUGGACCUGCUGGCGCACCACUGCAUAAUGAACAACCCCGCGCGACAGGCUCUGCCUAUCAACCAAGCGUUCCGACGCGCGCUGUCGCUGCUGGCGGGCGGACUGUUCCUGCCGGGCUGCGCGGGUCUGCCGGACCCGUGCGAGGCCGCGCAUGCGCGUGCGCACACCGCGCUCGACCUCGCCGCGCAGGACGCCGCCGCCAACACCGCGCAGACUCUCCUGCGCGUGGUGGCCCGCGGCGGGCACCGCUACGUGCUGGGGCUGCAGGCGUUCGAGGGCGGGAAGGACAUCGCCACCGAGAUCACGGUGUGGGACGGCGUCGUGGUGUCCCCGCUCGCCGCCGCCUACCAGGACACGCCCGAGCCCAUGGACACCGAUGACAAAGACGAUGAAGUCCAAGAUGGCGUAGCGGCUUAGUUUUAAGAUAAAUAUAAUAUACUUACAUAAUAUAAUGAAAAUAUGCCUUUUAUUACAACGGUAUUAUACCAGCCCAAAGAAAAUGUAGCAGUUUUAU
Messenger RNA from Plodia interpunctella (Indianmeal moth), 1437 nucleotides. RefSeq lists its product as uncharacterized. Gene Ontology annotation, biological process: positive regulation of DNA-templated transcription. The coding region runs from base 159 to 1340 and encodes 393 amino acids. The record is from RefSeq and is a predicted model, not a curated record. The transcript is spliced from 10 exons. Gene Ontology annotation, molecular function: DNA binding; double-stranded RNA binding. Gene Ontology annotation, cellular component: catalytic step 2 spliceosome. Lineage: Eukaryota; Metazoa; Arthropoda; Insecta; Lepidoptera; Pyralidae.